Molecule: messenger RNA, 2970 nt
Organism: Moesziomyces antarcticus
Lineage: Eukaryota; Fungi; Basidiomycota; Ustilaginomycetes; Ustilaginales; Ustilaginaceae
Product: OPT oligopeptide transporter
Exons: 3
Coding region: 1-2970 (989 amino acids)
Biological process (GO): transmembrane transport
Molecular function (GO): oligopeptide transmembrane transporter activity
Source: RefSeq, a predicted model, not a curated record
AUGUCAAGACCAAGAACCGCCAACGUGCGACCCAUGACGUCAGCCGGUGCGCAAGCCGCCUCUGCUCGUCCCGUCACUUCCGGGGGCAGACAAGGUGCCGUGCAGCCCAGCGAGCCAGAAGAGAGUCAGGGCAAACGCUCUUCGUGUGGCAGCACCGACACUGGUAGCGACUCUGAGAGUUCCGCAUACCAGCCACCUGAAGAAGACGAGGACGAUGAUGUCUUUGCGUUCGCACCUCCUGGACUUGGAGCGCCUACAGUGAGAGUGGUGCCUGCGUGUCCAGAUAUGCCGAUUCCGCCCCCCGCAGCCAUGACUGCUCCAGGCAGGCCUGAGUCCUUCGCAGCUCAAGCAGCAGCCCGGGAGAGCGUCUACUACUUUGAUCAGCAGAGCGGCAGCGUCUACGAUGCGCGUGGCAAUCUCGUACAGGCCGCCGAUCCAAACGCCCCAGCCUUGCCGAACCUGCCCCACCAGCAAGGCUCUGCGAUCGGCACGGCACACCAGGAUGGCUCGUGCCAACCUCUGCAGCGCUCGACCUCGAUCAAGUGGCAUCCCUCGAUCAGCGACGGCAGCAAUUUGACACGUCGUUUCGAGCAAGACUCCAAAGACUUCGACAGUCCGGAUUCGCCCCGCCAGUCAUGGAACAACUCGAUCCACUGGAACAGCCAGCCAGAAAGCAAUGUGCCCACUUCCGACAGCGCCGACCUCCUUCGUCACAAUCCUCGGCCUUCGUUCUCGCGCGCGGUGGAGUUGGAGCUCGAAGAAGAGGACGACUCGCCCUAUCCGGAAGUGCGCGCGUCCGUGUCAAACGUGGACGAUCCGACGAUGCCCUCGAUCACGUUUCGCUCGGUGCUGCUCGGUCUAGGCCUGUCCGCCUUUUCUUCGGCCGUCAACACUUUUCUAUCGCAGAGAAAUCCGCCGAUCCAGAUCUUUGCCAUCGUCAUCCAGAUCCUCGUGCAUCCGUUGGGCACGGUGCUUGCCAACAUCCUGCCCAUCCGCUCGUUCCAGCUCAACCUGCCGCGAUUGCGCAGUAGUAAAUCAUCCAAGGGCAGGAGAAAAGCUUGGACUUGGUCGUUCAAUCCGGGACCGUGGAACAUCAAGGAGCAUACGGUGGUGCUCAUAUCGGCCACCACGGGACUCAAUCCGUCCUACUCGCUCUCGAUCCUCUUGGCGCAGGAUUUGACGCGCUUCUGGGACGAUCCACGCUCGUUCCUGUAUGGAUUUCUGUCGGUGUGCGCACCGCAGCUGAUCGGACUCGCGCUCGCCGGGUUCGUCCGGCCGGUGCUUGUGGAUCCCGCAUCAAUGCUAUGGCCCCAAAACUUGGCCGUGUCGACGGUGCUCAACACACUGCAUGCCGGCGAGGAGCCGUCGUCGGGAGGUCGGACGCUCUCGCGCCUGCGCUUCUUCCAGAUCGCUUCGCUGCUGGCAUUCGUCUUUUACUUUUUGCCCGGCUACCUCUUUACGGCGCUGUCGAUCUUCAACUGGGUCUGCUGGAUCUGGCCCGACAAUGUGCCCGUCAACGUGGUGUUUGGCGUGUCGGGAGGGCUCGGGGCGAGCUUUCUGACGUUCGACUGGACGCAGAUCGUCUACCUCGGCUCGCCAUUGAUCACUCCGUGGUGGGCGCAGGCGAAUCUUUUCGGCGGCUUUGUGCUGGGCAUUUGGAUCGCGGCGCCUCUGUUGUACUGGACCAAUUCGCUGCAUACCUCGUUCAUGCCGCUCCUGUCCGGCAGCAGCUUCGACCGGUUCGGACAGCACUACAACGUGUCGAGGGUGUCGCCGGAUCACAAGACACUGCAUGCAGACGCCUACGCCGCCUACUCGCAGGUGUACAUCUCGGCAGGACUGGUGGUGGCCUACUUUGGUGGAUUCGCACUGAUCACAGCGGCGGUGGUUCACACGACGUUGUACCACGGCAGGUUUGUCCUGGAACGUCUGCGCUCUCGCAUGGCCGUGUCGGACGACGUCCAUGCGCGGUUGAUACGCAAAUAUCCGAGCGUUCCCGUGCUUUGGUACGUCGUGCUGCUGAUCAUUGGACUCGGCAUGGCGAUUGUGCUCACGGCGGCCUACGACACGGGAUUGCCCAUUUGGGCACUCAUGCUGGCCAUCCUCAUCCCCGUGGCUUACCUGCUGCCCUUUGGCUUGAUCUUUGCGAUCAGCAGCCUGCCUGCCGGAACGAAUCUGGUGGCGGAAUUGCUGGCAUCGUGGCUGUUGCCGGGCAAGCCGCUGCCGGUGAUGAUGUUCAAGACGGUCAGCCAGCAGACGACGACGUUCAGCCUGCUGUUUGCGCAAGAUCAGAAGCUGGGCAACUAUAUGAAGAUCGGGCCUCGGUCGGUGUUUUUGGUGCAGAUCACCUCGAUCAUCGUCAGCAGCGCGGUGCAGAUUGUAACCAAGGACUUUCUGCGCAGCCGCAUCAAGGACCUGUGCGAUCCCAACCAGGCGCAGCGCUUCACAUGCCCGACGGUCAACAUCUUUUUCACCGCCUCGGUCAUCUGGGGUGCCAUCGGUGUCGAGCGCAGCUUCGGCAAGUCUUCGGCGUACCACUGGCUGUUUUACGGGCUGGUGGUCGGAGCGGUGGUGCCGGUGCUCACGUGGUACCUGGCGCGAAGGUACAAGUGGCGCCCAAUGCAGUUGGUAUCCGCGCCCAUCAUCUUUGUCGGUAUGAGCCUGGCGCCGCCCGCAUCCGGGAUCAACUUUACUUCGGCGAUCCUUGUGGGCUGGUUCUUUGGAUACUGGAUGCGCAAGUACCGCGUCGAAUGGUGGUCACGGUACAACUUUGUGCUCGCUGGCGCGCUCGACUUUGGCACCAUCAUGUCGUCGAUCUUGAUCUACAUUUUGCUCGAGAUGCCCAAGAACGGCUCGCUGGAGCUGCAGUGGUGGGGCAACGAGGUGUACGUGGCCACCGCCGAUGUGCAGAGCACGCCACUUCUGCUGGCGCCCGAGACCGGGUUUGCGCCACCACCUGGCGCCAUGUGA